Molecule: messenger RNA, 885 nt
Organism: Alnus glutinosa
Lineage: Eukaryota; Viridiplantae; Streptophyta; Magnoliopsida; Fagales; Betulaceae
Exons: 4
Coding region: 1-885 (294 amino acids)
Source: RefSeq, a predicted model, not a curated record
AUGGGUCGUGAACCAACUGAGGAGCAGGAAGCUGAAUACACAGCAGAUGAGAAUAAAACUCUUAAGGAGCAAAGGAAGAAGGAUAAAAAUGAAUUGUUUCUACUCUAUCAAGCAUUGGACGAGUCUAGCUUCGAGAAAGUUGCUGAAGCAAUGACAAAGAGACGAACGGGUGAAACGGUUGUAGCUAUCGAAGAGUCUAAGGACUUGGAGAAUCUUACAAUUGAGGAGUUGUUGGGUUCAUUACAAGUACAUGAGCAAAGGAUGCAAAAGAAUGCUAAUUCUGGUGUAUUAGAACAAGCACCAGAGUCAAAACUGACUCUAACUGAUCAAGGCAAAUUCAGCUCCAACCGUGGUCGUGGUAGAGGCCGAGGGCGUGAUGAGGUUUGGUACCUUGAUUCUGGAGCAAGUAAUCACAUGUGUGGGAAGAAAGAUUUGUUCGUAGAACUCACAGAAAGAGUUCACGAAAAUGUGAACUUGGGAGACUCCUCCAAACUAUCAGUUGAAAGCAAAGGGAAGAUAAAAAUAUGUCAAAAUGAUGGUAAGAAAGGGUACAUUUCUAAUGUUUAUUAUGUGCCUAACAUGAAAAGCAAUAUUCUUAGCAUUGGGCAGCUGCUUGAGAAGGGGUACACCAUACAUAUGGAGAACUACUCUCUCAUUUUGAGAGAUACACGUGGAGGAAUUGUGGCUCAUGUUCCAAUGGCCAACAAUCGCAUGUUCCCGUUACAUCUUAAUAUAAAAUCUGAGAAGUGCUUCUAUGGACUCAAGGAAAGUGAGUUAUGGAAGUGGCAUCUUCGGCUUGGUCAUCUACAUUUUAGCGGCCUAAAGCUACUAUCUUCAACUGGCAUGGUGCAUGGGUUACUAGUGAUCAAGCUGAUAAUAGCUUAA